CAAGAUUCUGUUUUAGUAGACACCUCUCUGUUGCUGGAACAUACCAAUUGUAUCUUCAUCCUUCAUUUCCAACUGUGUAGGUUCUUCAGGUAUUAUGGAUUUAUUCAUUCAUCUACUCACCAUUUAUUGAAUGCUGCAUGUGACAGGAAUUAAAAGAUGCUUGAGAUAUAGCAUUGAACAAAGCAGACAGAUUCUGCUAUCAUGGUACUUAAAUUGUUGUGGGUCAGAUAAUAAGUGAGCUCUGCCUUCUCAGGCCCAGUCCAUUCCCAGAAAGAAGAGGAAAUGAAUGAAUUCCAGGACACGGUGACAUUCAAAGAUGUGGCUAUUGAUUUCACUCAGGAAGAGUGGCAGCAAUUGGAUCCAGCUCAAAGGAACCUGUACCGGAAUGUGAUGUUAGAAAACUAUAACAACUUAAUCACAGUGGGAUGUCCAUUCACCAAACCUGAUGUGAUUUUCAAGUUGGAGCAAGAAGAAGAACCAUGGGUCAUGGAGGAAGAAGUGUUAAAGAAACACUGUCCAGGAGAAAUAUGGGGGAUGGAUGAGCAGCUGAAAAUUCAGGACAGGCUUUUGACACAACUUGAAGAUAAAUUCACAAAAACACUGACUGAAGAAAAAGUCAGUGAAUGUCAUAAGAAAUUUGCAAAUGCAUUUCCUCUGAACUCAGACUUUUUUCCUUCCAGUCACAGUGUCUAUGAAUAUGACUUAUUUGGAAAGUGUUUAGAACAUAAUAAUUUCAACUAUUAUGAGAGAAUCUUUAUAGGAAGAGAAGACUGUGAAUAUAAGGAGCCUAUGAAAUCAUUUGGCAAUAGCUUGUCCCAUCUUGUAGUAACCCCCUUUAAGUGUAAUCAUUGUGGAAAAGGUUUUGAUCAAACUUUGGACCUCAUCAGACACUUGAGAAUUCAUACUGGAGAGAAGCCCUAUGAAUGUAAAAAAUGUAGAAAAGCCUUCAGUCACAAGGAAAAACUGAUUAAACAUCAUAAAAUUCACAGUAGGGAGCAAUCUUAUGAAUGUAAUGAAUGUGGGAAAGCUUUCAUUAAAAUGUCAAAUCUCAUUAGACAUCAACGAAUCCAUACUGGAGAGAAACCCUAUGCAUGUAAGGAGUGUGGGAAAUCCUUCAGCCAGAAAUCAAAUCUAAUUGAUCAUGAAAAAAUUCAUACUGGAGAGAAACCUUACGAAUGUCAUGAGUGUGGAAAAGCAUUCAGCCAGAAGCAAAGCCUCAUUGCACAUCAGAAAGUUCAUACUGGGGAGAAACCUUAUGCAUGUAAUGAAUGUGGUAAAGCCUUCCCACGAAUAGCAUCUCUUGCUCUUCAUAUGAGAAGUCAUACAGGAGAGAAACCUUAUAAAUGUGAUAAAUGUGGAAAAGCCUUCUCUCAGUUUUCCAUGCUUAUUAUACAUGUGAGAAUUCAUACAGGUGAGAAACCCUAUGAAUGUAAUGAAUGUGGAAAAUCUUUCUCUCAAAGCUCAGCCCUUACUGUACAUAUGAGAAGUCAUACUGGUGAGAAACCUUAUGAAUGUAAGGAAUGUAGAAAAGCCUUCAGCCACAAGAAGAACUUCAUUACACACCAAAAGAUUCAUACUAGAGAGAAACCUUAUGAAUGUAAUGAAUGUGGGAAAGCUUUCAUUCAGAUGUCAAAUCUUGUUAGACACCAGAGGAUUCACACUGGAGAAAAACCCUAUAUAUGUAAGGAAUGUGGCAAAGCCUUUAGCCAGAAAUCAAAUCUCAUUGCUCAUGAAAAAAUUCAUUCUGGAGAGAAACCCUAUGAAUGUAAUGAAUGUGGGAAGGCCUUCAGCCAAAAGCAAAACUUUAUUACACAUCAAAAAGUUCACACUGGAGAGAAACCUUAUGACUGUAAUGAAUGUGGUAAAGCCUUCUCUCAAAUUGCUUCCCUUACUCUUCAUCUGAGAAGUCACACAGGGGAAAAGCCUUAUGAAUGUGAUAAAUGUGGGAAAGCCUUCUCUCAGUGCUCACUACUUAAUUUACAUAUGAGAAGUCAUACAGGUGAGAAACCCUAUGUAUGUAAUGAAUGUGGAAAAGCUUUCUCUCAAAGAACUUCCCUUAUUGUACACAUGAGAGGUCAUACAGGUGAGAAACCUUAUGAAUGUAACAAAUGUGGAAAAGCCUUCUCCCAAAGUUCCUCCCUUACAAUACAUAUACGAGGUCAUACAGGUGAGAAACCCUUUGACUGUAGUAAAUGUGGAAAAGCCUUUUCCCAAAUCUCAUCUCUUACACUUCACAUGAGAAAACAUACAGGUAGAAGCCUUAUCAUUGUAAUGAGUGUGGUAAGGCCUUCAGCCAAAAGUCACACCUUGUUAGACACCAGAGAAUUCAUACUUAUUAGAAAUAGAAACUUUACAAAUCUUGUGAAUAUGGAAAAAGACUUCAGAAGGAAUUUGCAUUUUCUUGCACAUUAUAUAAUGGGAUCUAGAGCAGAAAACUGUGAAUGUGGGAAAGCCUUUUUAAGAAGCCACACAUUUGUGAUACAGAAUUCUUACCAAGGGGAUAAAAUGUAUGAGAAAGCUGAUCAUCAAAAACCUUCAGCAGACAUCUUACCUAAUGAUAUUUAUUCAGCAUUCUCACUAAAAUCUGAAACAAGAUAUUUGCUAUAAGCUUGUCAACAUGAUACUUGAGCUCCUAGCCAUUGCAGAAAAAAGAAAUACUUUUAAAAUAACCUUUUUAUACUAGAAUAGUUAAUUAGAAGAUAUGUUGAUAUAAAAUAUUUAUGAAUAAACAUAAUAGUGAAUUACAACACAUAUAUAUGUAGUUAAACAUUUUGAAGGUUACAAAAGAACACCUGAAAUUUUGAGAAAAAUAACAUUGUCUAAAAAAACAUAUAUAUAUAUAAUUUCUCACAAAUCUCUAAAGUACUUCCACUCAAAGUUUUGUUUUUUUUUUUUUUUACCAGUUUUUAAGAAUUUCACAAACUGAUUGAAAUUUUAUAUAGGAAUGUAAAGGGCCACAAAUAGGUGAAAUAUGUAAAAAAAAAAAGAAGAUACACCAUUAGAUAUCACAUUUAUUUAAAGCUGGUAUCAUUGUUUUUAAGCGAUGUUCUUAAUGAGUAGAUCAGUGAAACAAGUUGAAGAUUGGAGGAAGGAGAUAUGGAAAUUUUGUGUAUUAUUGUGCUAUUCAAAUCACUGGAGAGAAAAUGACCUAUUCAAUAAAUGGAAGAUUCAUAUUAACAAAAAAUGUUAGCUCUCUACUUUUUAUCAUAUACAAAAAUAAAAUCCAAACAGACUGAAGACUAGAACAUAAAAAGCAAAAUUCUAUAUGAUGAAAAUAAAAUAGACUAUAUUUACUACUAUAGAGUAACAGGAUUUCUUUAAACAUACAUAAAUGUGGAACAUUCAGUUCUCUUUUGGUGCAUUGGCUUCAGAGGCACCCACAUAUGUCACAGAGAUACAUAUAUCUUUAUGUUAACUGGACAUGGUUUGUAUUCCUCUAAAUAGAAUACAUACAUUUUCAUUAAUAGAGGGAUAGAGUGAUACAAUAUGAUUUUCUAUGAUAGAACAUAAUAUUUAAAAAUACAAAUUUGACAUAUAAUUACAUGGAUAGACUACAUAAUAUUGACAGAAAAAGCAAAAUGUACCAUGAACAUUUCUAUAAAUUUAAUAAAACAAUGCAAAGAACAGUACUGUGUGUUGAUCAUGGAUACAUAUAUGACAUUGACUGCCUUUUAGGAAGUGAAGGCAGUUGUUAUAUUUAUCAGCAAUAUUUCUUUAAUAAAAGACAAAGCAAAUA
Odocoileus virginianus texanus is the source of this 3736-nucleotide messenger RNA. Lineage: Eukaryota; Metazoa; Chordata; Mammalia; Artiodactyla; Cervidae. The record is from RefSeq and is a predicted model, not a curated record.